UAGGUACCAUUGCACAAAAAAUCAUUUGGCUCUGAAUAACAGUAGAGCAUAAACUGCAUUGAUGCUUGCAUGGUUAUAAUCAAUUUUAUAAUAUAUUAAACCAAAGAUGAAGUGUUUACUAAUCAAUCUUAUUGUUUUUAUAACUUUUGUUAAUUCAGAUAUCGGUAAACGUUUGUCUCUUCCACAAUUACCAUUUGGUGUAUACAGGUUAAAUUUCUUAGGAGUAACGCGUUGUGAAUCUGUUCCGACAAAUAAUAAAUUAAAAUAUGAAUUGUACCUAAGCAAAAAGUCGGCCAAUACCACAGAAAUCAAAGGAAUCGUAACCAAUGCGGUACCAUUAGAUGAUUCUCUGGAUUUGGAAUUUAAUUUGGCGGUAAAAGACUCUAUUGGUGGUUGGAAGGAGAACGCUUUUCUUUAUAAGACUCCUAAAGCUUGUUCCUCACUCAAAAAGUUCUUGGGGCCUGCUUGGACUCCAAUAAUGGAUUCGGCGGGUGCCUACAAUGCGACUUGCCCUAUGCCCGUGGGUGUAUAUAAAGUAUCCGGCAUAGAUACUGGUGUUUUCAUGAUUUCCAGUUUUCCCAAAUCAUUUUUUUAUGGAACAUACAGAUUUCGUUUAUUUUAUUCAAAAAAGAAUGAAGUUUACGGUUGUUUUAUCAUAAUUGUAGAAAUAAAGCGGCCUUGGGAAACUGAAUAAAUAUUGAAUUACAAUACUACACUAAUAACAUUAUUUAUUAUUAUCUAUGUUCAUGUAUCUUAAAAGAUAUUCAAAUAUUUUGUUAUCAUUGAUUAAUGUAUUAUUUUGUUACACUAUAUGUCUAUUAUUUUUUUGUUUCUAAUACUAUACUAAACGCAAUUUACUAUUAUAGUUUUAUUAUUAUGUAUUAUUUUAUUAUAUACAAUAACAAUUAUUUUGCUCACAUAUAUUUGUUUUUUGCACU
Rhopalosiphum padi (bird cherry-oat aphid) is the source of this 938-nucleotide messenger RNA. RefSeq lists its product as uncharacterized. The transcript has 4 exons. The record is from RefSeq and is a predicted model, not a curated record. Lineage: Eukaryota; Metazoa; Arthropoda; Insecta; Hemiptera; Aphididae. The coding region runs from base 107 to 694 and encodes 195 amino acids.